This is a messenger RNA of Megalobrama amblycephala (Wuchang bream), 1358 nucleotides long. It is a transcript of the gene ift43, whose product is annotated as intraflagellar transport protein 43 homolog. The record is from RefSeq and is a predicted model, not a curated record. NCBI's taxonomy places the organism in Eukaryota, Metazoa, Chordata, Actinopteri, Cypriniformes, Xenocyprididae. The transcript has 10 exons. Gene Ontology annotation, cellular component: cilium; intraciliary transport particle A. The coding region runs from base 71 to 694 and encodes 207 amino acids. Gene Ontology annotation, biological process: intraciliary retrograde transport.
CAACAUGACCUAUAAUGACGCGAUUCAGCGGUGACGUGGCGUCACUUCCGGUACGUGGAGCCUGUCAGAAAUGGACGACAGUCUUCAGCUGGCAGACGGUGGAUUAUCUAAAAAUGUGGCCAGAUCAGGCCGAAGAGCUCGCCAGGCCGCUGAGAUGAUGAGCGCUGAAGACUCUCGUCAGAGGAAAUCCUCUUCAUCACUCAGUUCUGCUGCAGAGGGUCCUCCACAGAAACCGGCCCGUCGGCAGGGAGGAUGGGCGGAGGAGAGCACAGGAUCCGGGUCUGCCAAGUCUGGAAGACGGCUGGCUGCUGAAGAGCUGGAGGACCGGCGGCUGAGGCCACAAACCCCCGAGGGCUCCGACAAUGAAAGUGACAUCCCAGUGAUUCCAGACCUGGAGGAGGUUCAAGAGGAAGACCUCACCAUGCAGAUCGCGGCUCCACCCAGUAUCCAGGUGAACAGAGUUAUGACCUACAGAGACCUGGACAACGACCUCAUGAAGUACUCUGCUUUUCAGACCCUGGAUGGAGAGAUUGACCUGAAGUUGCUCACGAAGGUUUUAGCCCCGGAGCAGGAGGUGAGAGAGGAGGAUGUUGGUUGGGAUUGGGAUCAUCUGUUCACUGAAGUCUCCUCUGAACUCCAGACGGAAUGGGAUCAAGGAGAGCGAGAUGAGCAGUCACCACUUCCUGUGGCCUGAGGAGGGACGAGCAGCAGGAAUGCGUCUCUGAUCUGGGAGCUUUGACUGGCGUUCUGUCCGAUCUGAAGUGAAGCGUGAGGUUGAUCACACACCUGCUGUAGUUCAGCUCGACUCAGACACUCCAGCUUCCUUUGGCAUCUGCGGCCACUGCCAUUCUCCUUCCUGUGUGUCAACCCUCUCCUCCUUCCCGGCUUCCGGGGUCGGCAGCUCCAUCUGUCCAGAGCCGGCGGGGGAUCGGGCAGCCCUACAGAGGCGUGCUGAGAGGGUCCCGGACCCUUGUGGUGCGUCUGCCGGGGUCUCUCUGUGUUCCUCUACAUCCAAACGCUUCCAUCGUGAGAUUCCGGUGCCAGCUGGCCGGACUCACCUCCUAAAACCAGCGAGGUAACGUCCACCUCCACGUCUGCUUCUGCCGCUCUCCUUUACUCGGCUGUCUAUCCUUCAAAACUCGCCAAUGGAUGAGUAAUUAACUACUCAAGCACACCCUUUUGUCUGAGCAACUCCAUAACGUGAAUAAAUGUUUCUGAUUUCAAAUGAAGUGCCAAAAAACUGCCAUCUCAUUGAUUGAUUUGUAUUUUAUCAGAACCACAUGAUCUUAUGACACAUGAAAAUAUUGAAUUUUCUUCACAAGUUAAUGACUGGAAGUUACGCCACAUAAGAAAAAAAA